Chrysoperla carnea is the source of this 3057-nucleotide messenger RNA. It is a transcript of the gene IntS6, whose product is annotated as integrator complex subunit 6. The transcript is spliced from 10 exons. The record is from RefSeq and is a predicted model, not a curated record. Gene Ontology annotation, biological process: snRNA 3'-end processing. The coding region runs from base 67 to 3024 and encodes 985 amino acids. Gene Ontology annotation, cellular component: integrator complex. Lineage: Eukaryota; Metazoa; Arthropoda; Insecta; Neuroptera; Chrysopidae.
UUUCGUGUAUUAUGAUAGCGAAACUUUUCGAUAGUUAUUUCAAUAAUUUUUUGUAUUUAGGUAAAUAUGACUAUAAUUGUGUUUUUGGUUGAUACUUCGGCGUCUAUGUAUCAAAGAGCCUAUUUAGGCGGUCGUCCUUCAAUAUUAGAUGUUGCUAAAAAUGCUGUGGAAACGUUUGUCAAGGUGCGUCAACGUAGUCAAGAGAGUCGAGGUGAUCGGUACAUGUUGUUAACGUUUGAAGAGCCUCCAAAUAAUAUCAAGGCUGGUUGGAAAGAAAAUUUAUCAACGUUUAUGAAUGAAUUAAAAAAUUUACAAUGUUUAGGCUUAACUUCAAUGGGUAGUGCUUUAAAACAUACAUUCGACGUGCUUAAUUUGAAUCGUAUGCAAACAGGAAUUGAUACAUAUGGCCAAGGACGUUGCCCAUUUUAUCUGGAACCCUCUGUAAUUCUUGUUAUCACUGAUGGUGGUAAAUUAUCAUCCACAACGGGUGUUACGGACGAUUUUAAUUUACCAAUGCACACACCUAUACCUGGAUCGGAGCUGACACGUGAACCAUUCCGUUGGGAUCAACGAUUAUUUGCGUUAGUUUUACGGUUAUCUGGUACACCUGCCAAUGAACGUGAUAUUGGUUUAGUUCCCAGUGAUAAUUCACCAAUUGAUGCCAUGUGCGAAGUUACUGGUGGUCGAUCCUAUUGUAUAACGUCACAUCGAAUGAUGAUGCAAUGUAUUGAUAGUUUAGUUCAAAAAGUACAAAGUGGUGUUGUUAUAAAUUUUGAAAAGAUUGGACCGGAUCCAACGUCUGGUGAUAACCGUGAUGAUGUAAUAUCAAACACAAUUCUAGAUCAUGCUGACGAUGACACCGAAAAUAAUGAUAUAUUAUUGGAAUCACGACAAAUAUUACCACCAGCAGCAAAACCAAUGAGUUCGUAUACGUUACCACCAUCGAAUUUAACUACAGGCGGUAAUCAACCAAAUAUUAGUUGGCAUUCGUGUAGAAAAAUGAUUUUAGUACCUAGAUCAGCGCAGAAGGGUUUUGCUGUUGGAUUUUGGCCAAUACCGGAAUCUUUUUGGCCGGAUAUUAAUAUAUCUGUUUUGCCACCUAGAUCUGCACAUCCAAAUGUAAAAUUCACCUGUACAAAUCAAGAUCCAAUGGUGAUUGAAAAUUUACCAUUCGAUAAAUAUGAAUUAGAACCAAGUCCAUUAACACAGUAUAUUUUAGCACGGAAACAGCCGACAAUUUGUUGGAAAGUAUUCGUACCAAAUAGUUAUAAAAGUUCAGAAGUGGGACAUCCAUUUGGUUAUUUAAAAGCGAGCACGAAUUUAAGUUGUGUGAAUUUAUUUGUAAUGCCUUACAACUAUCCGGUAUUGUUACCAUUAUUGGAUGAACUAUUUAAAGUGUUGAGAUUGAAACAGACGCCCGAAUGGACACAGCAGUUUCGGAAUUAUAUGCGGACGAUGCCUUCAUAUUACGCUGGUCCAUUACGACGCGCCUUAACACGAAUGGGUGCUCCAAAUUCUUUAACAUCAACUUUAAUACCUGACACAUACGACACAACGCUUAGCGUCACAGUACUGAACUAUUUAAAGAAAAUGAAGAAUCAAGCAAAAAUCGAAUUUGAUCGUUUAUGCAACGAUGUACUUAGCAAACAGAAUGCCCAAUCGAAGAAUCAAUCAUCGGGUGCCGGUUCAAGUCGUGUACGUGUACUCCCUCGAGCCGGUUUAAAACGUGACAUGGCCACACAUCCAGACUUCCAUGAUAAAUUCAUGUCAAUGCGUGAACAAUUGAAUGAAUAUGGUGGAUUCGUCGUCGGGCUGCCAGCUUCCAAACCAAAUUUAAAUACAAAAAGCUAUCGUAAUCCAUUCGAUAUACAUCGUAGUAAUUUAUUAGAUCAAGUUGUACGCAUGCGUGCUAAUUAUAUGCAACCGUUUAAUCGUUUAAAAUUAGUGGAUGACGAUGUUACGCAUAGUUUACCCGUUAAUCAAAUGGGUAAUUAUCAGGAGUAUUUGAAACGUAUGCCGGCACCGUUACGCGAAAUUGAGAGUACACCGGUACGUCAGCAUAUGUUUGGAAAUCCGUUUAAAAUUGAUAAACGGAUGAUGGUUGAUGAGGCGGAUAUUGAUUUGGUUGGUGGAAAUUCAGCUGGAUCAUCAACUGGAAGUAGUAAAGGCGGUAAACGAACAGUUACUAACGAUUUUAAACAAUUACCAACAAAACGAAAACCUGGUCCAAUUCCACGUGAUGUAACCAUACGAAGACCAUCAUCACCAAUGCCGUUAACGCCACCUCAAUCACCGAAAAUUUGUGAUGUUAUUUUACCACUUCCUGCUGAGAUUCCUAAAGAAGAAGUUUUAUUAUCAAAAUCCGAGGACUCUGAAUCAUUCGAUAAAGAUAAAAUCACAUCAAAUAUCGAUACACCAACGAUUCUCGAAGGACCGAACCAUGCACGUGAUUUCGACUAUAUGUCAAUGAAAUUCGAUGAUCACGAAUCAAUCAAUAACAUAACACCACCAAAGAUCGAAUCUCCAAAUCAACCAUCAUCACCUAUUCAAUCAUCGUAUCCGCCAAUGUCCGAUUAUUUAUCACCAUUAUCAUAUAAUUAUGAAGAUGUCUCGUUAAUUAUCAAUGAAUCAUCGAAUUCGUAUAAUUUAAAUGCCACUGAUAAUACAUCACCAGCGAAUCAUGAUAUGGAUAAAUUUGAUAAGAAAAUUAUUAAAAAUGGUUUACCGGAAAUGGAUAAUACAGAAAAUAUUGAACCAUCGAAAGAGGAUUAUGAGGAAACGAUUAAACACAACAUUAAAAUUAAACGAAUGCUAUUUGCAGAUGUUCGAAAACCUGGUAAAAAUUAUCAACAACUACUAGAUCAUUUAUUAUUAUUAAAAGGUGAAUUUCAUCAGCAAGAGACAAUUAUUAAACAAGUUUAUCGUGAAUCGUUACGAUUUAAACGGGAAAAUUUAGCACGAGCAAUUAACAAUUUUUUACAAAUUAAUCAUUUAGAAUCAGUGAAUAAUGUUGGUGGUAUUUGACACACACUGGAAUUGGAAUUGUAAAUAGGUGUU